AGAGCUGGUUGGGGGCCAAACCAAUAAAUGGAGAGGGGUCCCUCCCCCCCAUAUUAUUGGUGAAUAAGUCAAAAAGGCUAUCCCCUCACCCAACAACCCAUAUGCUCGGCCAACCCAUUCAAAGAAGAGAGUUAAGCUCUGGAAAUACUCCAUAUUCAUCUGCCAUAUACGUAUUGGAGCUAAGGAGGAAGAAGGAGGAGAAAAGAGAAGAGGAAAAGUUGGUUUUGGAGAGGAAAACUUGUGUUUAGCAAGGUAUUCAAGGAACUUUCACGGAGUUGAAAGAGUCGCCGGAGUUGUCGCCGGAGUUCGUUGAAGUUCGCCGGAGUUUCACCGGAGCUAAAUCGGGAAGGCUAGAACUUCAUAAGCAUCAUUAAGGUUGAGGCUAGGGUCCUACUACCUGCACCUUUGCCUAGGGUGAUCGAUCGAGAAGGAAGACGUGGUUCGUGCUUCCAUUCAUAUUUCAAAUGUAUAAACUGCUCAUGGAUUUUUGAACAAUAUUUUCAUUAAAACAGUUGGGGGCCUGCGUGCCCGUGUUUGCCACGUGUGGCUAAGUAUCAAACAUUUUAUUAUUUCCGCAUUUGUUUGAGUAUGAUAUUGAUGUUGAUUGUAUGUGUUUACUAAUCGGUUUGGCGAUGGAAUCAAUCGGACGCCUUGUACAACUCAAUAGGGAUGAACUGUUGUUGUUCUUAUCGGGUUGUACGGCGGUUGUCUACGUGGCUCGGAUGGGGUCCGGGGCGUGACACAUCUGCCAUGGAUUUCUCUUGGAGUACGACGUCAUAGCUGCCUGUGUUUCGUUCUUUGCAGAGAACCUUUUUGCCACAAUGGAUCCUAUUUUACUUGUUAUGGUCAAGGUUGACGGUUUUUGGGAUUCUGACAACGUGUUCAACAAUGUCCACACAUGUGGCCUUCAUGUUAACUAUAAUGUUCAAUAUGCUUCUUUUAUUAACUCUUUGAGUGACAUCCUUUCUCAGUACAAAGCUAAUCAUAAUUUCAGGCUUUCUUAUAUGCGAGAUGGAUUUCCUCCUCCUAUUACUAUAAAUGAUCAAUCUAUCUUAACAUUUUAUCUUUAUAUCAAGUCUCUUCAACCAGAUUUUUCAUUGUAUCCACUUUGUGUUGAGUUUUAUCCUGUUUCAUCUUCUCCUGCAUUUUCUAUUGAUGUUGGACCAUCUGCUUCUCCUUGGUCUGAAAAUGUUGUCAUUUCUUCACAACAACAUACCCCUUAUGAUGAGAAUGUUGUUGUUUCUUCUUCCCAUGCUUCACAACAACAUACCAUUUAUGAGAAUGUUGUUGUUUCUUCUGCCCAACAACAUUCCUCCUCACCUGCAUUUUCUUUUGAUGAUGGCCCACCAUUUGGUCAAUAUGAAAAUGUUAUGCUGUCUGGGGUAAGUUGUGGCCAAUCUGAAGAUAUUGUUUCUUGUAGUAACACUGUGUCUGCAACUAUAGAAAAUGAAUCAUCUGAAGACAGUGAUGACAUGUCAGAUGAUAUGUCAGAUGGCCUUUUAACUAAAUCAUCUUACUCAUUCUCAUUUCUCCAAAAUUUUGAAAUCAUCACACAGUCCCAUCCUAAUUGUCUUCUUCUCCAUGCUAUUUACAAAAAUAAAAAAGAACUUAUUCACCAUAUGAAGAUGUAUGCUAUCACAAACCACUUCCAAUACAGAACUAAGACAUCGAAGAAAAUAUGUUUGCAUGUUAUUUUCUUAGAUCCAAAAUGUUGUUGGAGUUUUUGAGCUGUAAAACUACAUGGCGUAACAAUGUUUCAAAUCAGAAGAUUCCGGCCAGUUCACACAUGCUCUAUUGAUUACAGACAAGGCAAAUAUAGACAGGCAUCUGCUAGUGUGAUAGCAAAUAUUAUUGCACACAAAUACCUUGAUGCUUCCAAUAAACCCUACCCCCCAAAGCAAAUUCGUGAGGACAUGAGUAUGCAGUAUGGAAUUUCCAUGUCAUACAACAAAGCUUGGAAAGCACAGAAGAAAGCAAUGCAGCUGCAAUUUGGUUCUGAUCUUGAAUCCUAUCAGCUUUUGCCUUCAAUGGCUUAUGUGCUUGAGAAAACAAAUCCUUGCUCUAUGUUUAAUCUAGUCACAGGGCAGGAUGAUGCAUGAUGGAGUAUAUGGGUCUAGGCCCCAGGACCCACAUACUCGGAACAGAAAGCACAGCCACUACGCGGUGCCCUCGUCGGCCAGAAUACCCUCGUCGGCCGAAGAGAGGCCGACCCAGAAUAUGAUCUUGAAGCCAAGGAACCAGGGUGUCCUCGUCGGCCGUGCCCUCGUCGGCCGUGCCCUCGUCGGCCGUGCCCUCAUAGGCCAAGACCCUCGUCGGCCACGGGAGACUCACAGAACCGGAUUUUACACUUACUCAUUUGUAUAGCCCACCAGUGGCUUUGUAUUCGGCCCAGUAGCGGCCCAGUUGUAAAUGGGCCUCCCAAGCCCAAGGCUUGGGAGCCCAGCCCGUAUUUUUCCUAUAAAUACUUCCUCUGGAGGUAGUUAUGGGGGUUACAAAAUCAUUCUAUUGAAG
Messenger RNA from Cuscuta europaea, 2511 nucleotides. The record is from the annotation of a GenBank genome assembly. Lineage: Eukaryota; Viridiplantae; Streptophyta; Magnoliopsida; Solanales; Convolvulaceae.